UCGGUGAAAAUCAGAUGCAGAAUACAAGUUCCCUUUGGUUGGGGCUGUUAUUAUAUUAUGAUGCUAAAGCAGGUAGGGCAGGGGAUAGAGCACCAGACUUGGGAUCUCGAACUCCAGACCCUGCGAUGCUCGGGACAAAAGUGACCGAGUCUCUUGGCUUGUUUCCUCACGGUAAAAUAGUAUUCCCAACCCACAACAGGUUGCUAUGAGAAGCAAAUGAGCGCAGUCGCAUAAAUCUCUGCUACGUACGGCGACGCUUUCAGUAGAAUACAAGGGAGAACAACGGAGCAGCCCAGCCCGACGCCUGCAUGCACGCCUGCGGACUUGAUUUACCAAAUGAGAGCUGGGCUUCGGGGAAAUGCGGACAACUCCGCUUACCACAGGGAGGACUGAACCGUGACCCGUUAUUAACAAUAUUAUCGGUAACCAUGUGGGUGUUGCUAAUGAUACCGUCUGACGACAAGACGAGGCCCUAGCUGACGCUGCGCCCCUAUCCCCGGCCUGGGCAGCCCAAGCUCGGCCCGAGUGACCUCCAAAGGACCCUCCCCCCAACCCCCCCUUCUCCCGGGGCUCCUGCCUCCCGACCUACGCGCUCUCCCGACCUUCCCGCUGCUCCCGCCACCGGCGGGGGUGCGGGGCAAAGCUUUCCUCCCGAAAUCAGGGAGGACUGCGGCUAGGCUGGGGGAGGGGGAGGCAGCGAGGAAAACGCUCGGGACCGGAAGAGGACGCAAGUACUUCCGAGCCAGGAGCCGAGACGGCCAACAUGGACCCUCCCGCGUCCGCGGGGCUGGCGGAGGGGCAGUGCAGGCGCUGAGACGCGGGCAGGAGCAGCCGCCGCCGCCGCUCCCCCCGGUCGGGCCUUUGUCGGGGCCUCCCCACCCCCCCCACCCUCCCUCUCCGGGUCUGCUCCCUUCCCUCCUCCGGCCCGGCCGGCCGCGGCGAAGCUGCCUCCGCCAUGUCAGUGCUGGGCGAGUACGAGCGACACUGCGACUCCAUCAACUCCGACUUCGGGAGCGAGUCCGGCGGCGGCGGCGGCGGCGGCGGCUCCGGCGGCUCGGCAUCCAGCCCCGGCGCCGGCUCGUCCGCCCGCCCCGGAGGCGGCUUCCCGAUGGAGCAGGAGGAGUUGCACUACAUCCCCAUCCGGGUCCUGGGCCGGGGCGCCUUCGGGGAGGCCACGCUGUACCGGCGCACCGAGGAUGACUCAUUGGUUGUGUGGAAGGAAGUUGAUUUGACCCGAUUGUCUGAGAAAGAACGUCGUGAUGCCUUGAAUGAAAUUGUUAUUCUGGCUCUGCUACAACAUGACAACAUUAUUGCCUACUACAAUCACUUCAUGGACAAUAACACCUUGCUGAUUGAACUUGAGUACUGUAAUGGAGGAAACCUAUAUGAUAAAAUCCUGCGUCAGAAGGACAAAUUAUUUGAGGAAGAGAUGGUGGUCUGGUACCUGUUUCAGAUUGUAUCAGCAGUGAGCUGCAUUCACAGAGCUGGGAUACUUCAUAGAGAUAUAAAAACUUUAAAUAUUUUCCUAACUAAGGCAAACCUAAUAAAACUUGGAGAUUAUGGGCUGGCAAAGAAACUUAAUUCUGAGUACUCCAUGGCUGAAACUCUUGUGGGAACCCCAUAUUACAUGUCUCCAGAACUCUGCCAGGGGGUGAAGUACAACUUCAAGUCUGAUAUCUGGGCAGUAGGCUGUGUUAUUUUUGAGCUGCUCACCUUAAAGAGGACCUUUGAUGCAACGAAUCCUCUUAAUCUGUGUGUGAAGAUUGUGCAAGGGAUCCGUGCCAUGGAAGUAGAUUCCAGUCAAUAUUCUUUAGAGUUGAUCCAGAUGGUUCAUUCAUGUCUUGAUCAGGACCCUGAGAAGAGGCCCACUGCAGAUGAACUUCUGGAUUUUCCACUUCUCAGUAAACGCAGGAGGGAGAUGGAAGAAAAAGUCACCUUGCUUAAUGGGCCAACAAAGAGACCAAGGUCAAGUACUGUGAACGAGACUCCCAUUGCAGUGGUAACAUCACGGACCAGUGAGGUUUAUGUUUGGGGAGGUGGAAAAUCUACCCCCCAGAAGCUAGAUGUCAUCAAGAGUGGAUGUAGUGCCCGGCAGGUGUGUGCAGGCAAUACACACUUUGCUGUGGUGACGGUGGAGAAGGAGUUAUACACCUGGGUGAACAUGCAAGGGGGUACCAAACUUCAUGGGCAGCUGGGCCAUGGAGAUAAAGCUUCAUAUCGACAGCCAAAGCAUGUAGAAAAGUUGCAAGGCAAAGCAAUCCAUCAGGUGUCAUGUGGAGAUGACUUCACUGUAUGUGUCACAGAUGAAGGCCAGCUCUAUGCCUUUGGAUCGGAUUAUUAUGGUUGCAUGGGUGUAGACAAGGUUGCCGGGCCUGAGGUACUAGAACCCAUGCAGGUAGACUUCUUCCUAAACAAUCCAGUGGAGCAGGUCUCCUGUGGAGAUAAUCAUGUGGCAGUUCUAACACGAAAUAAAGAAGUCUAUUCAUGGGGCUGUGGAGAAUAUGGACGACUAGGUUUGGAUUCAGAAGAAGAUUAUUACAUACCACAGAAGGUAGAUGUGCCCAAGGCCUUGAUUAUAGUCUCAGUUCAGUGCAGCUGUGAUGGAACGUUUCUUCUGACACAGUCAGGCAAAGUGCUGGCAUGUGGACUCAAUGAAUUCAACAAACUGGGCCUAAACCAAUGCAUGUCUGGCAUCAUCAACCACGACGCUUACCAUGAAGUUCCCUACACAACUUCAUUUACUCUGGCCAAGCAAUUGUCAUUUUACAAGAUCCGAACUAUUGCCCCAGGCAAGACUCACACUGCAGCUAUUGAUGAACGGGGUCGCCUUUUGACCUUUGGUUGUAACAAAUGUGGCCAACUUGGAGUGGGGAAUUAUAAGAAGCGCCUAGGAAUUAACCUGUUGGGGGGACCUCUUGGUGGAAAACAGGUGAUCAGAGUCUCUUGUGGUGAUGAAUUUACCAUUGCUGCUACUGAUGAUAAUCACAUUUUUGCUUGGGGAAAUGGUGGAAAUGGCCGUCUAGCAAUGACUCCCACAGAAAGACCUCAUGGCUCUGAUAUAUGUACCUCAUGGCCUCGCCCUAUUUUUGGAUCUCUGCAUCACAUCCCAGAUCUAUCUUGCCGAGGCUGGCACACCAUUCUCAUUGUUGAGAAAGUACUGAAUUCUAAGACCAUCCGUUCCAAUAGCAGUGGCUUGUCAAUAGGAACUGUGGCUCAAAACUCCACUCAAGGAGGAGGGGGUGGAGGAGAAGAGGAGGAAAGCCAACAGGAAUCUGAGACCCCUGAUCCAAGUGGAGGCUUCCGGGGAACAAUGGAGGCAGAUCGAGGAAUGGGGGAUUUAAUGAGUCCAACUGAGGCCAUGGGGAUCAGUAAUGUGAGCAACAGUUCCUGCCCUGGCUGGCUGCGCAAGGAGUUAGAAAAUGCAGAAUUCAUACCUAUGCCUGAUAGCCCCUCACCCCUGAGUGCAGCUUUUUCAGAACCUGAGAAAGAUACCCUGCCCUAUGAGGAGCUACAAGGACUCAAAGCAGCCUCUGAAGCACCUGCAGAAUACAACAAGUCUACAAGAGAAGCCUGGCUCCCCAGGCUUAAUUCGGCUCUAGGAUGUGCUGGAAAGGGAGGAUCAUUGGCUACUGCCUGUGUUUGUAGCAGCCUGCAGGUGGAGGUGGAGCGGCUAGAAGGUCUGGUGUUAAAAUGUUUGGCUGAACAGCAGAGACUACAGCAGGAAAAUCUCAAAAUUUGGACCCAACUCCAAAGGCUUAACAAGGAAACAGAAGGAGUACAAAAGUUGGAGACUCAUUCCAAAGGAACUCAGACAACAAAGGAAGAGAUGGAAACAGAUUCAAAACCAGACUUGGAUUCGGAUUCCUGGUGCCUUUUGGGAACAGAUUCCUGUCGAUCCAGCCUUUAGUUUCCUGAUCCUGUACAUCCCCAGUAAGAUGGGAUCCCUGCAACUUCACAGCACACCUUCUGAAUGCAGAGAGCAGCUUUCCUGGCUUCAUUUCAGUUGCUGACAAGGAGCAAAGCAGGAGGCUCUGAAGUGCCUCUAGAGUACAGUUGGAGGGAAGCAUCUCCUUUUAGAUAGGAACAAGGAGUGUUUAUUAUUUGUUUUGUUUUAUUUUUUGAGGGGGUAGGGCCCUGUGUCCCUGACUUUGCCUCAGUGACUGCCAAAGCAACAGCAGCUCUGUACCUCAUCCGUUGAUCCCACCUUUGAAGGAGAGAAACAGCCCUACCAUGCUAUUUGCAUUGGUAGCAACUUAUACCCAUAUAUAAUUUUCAUCACUUAUUGGGAGCUUUGUUGGGAACUCAGUACCAAUCACUGAACUUCUGGGUGGAGGAGGGGAAAGUGAAAAGCAUAAGAGAGCUUGUUAGGAGCUGGGUGGUUGUAACAGUGCCCUAGUCCUGCCAAAGUCAGCUUAAAAGAUGGCAAAGUGCAAUCUCAGAGACAGAAUCUGAGGGAAAGAAGUUGUAGACUAGUUUUUGGCUUAUUUUCAUAGAGUUGAAAUACUCAUAUGCAGCUGAAUAUUGGAGGAGAAGAGAGUUUAGAUUGCUAUUGCUCUGGAAGUUGACUGAGAUUUCUCCAGUGAGAAUAAAAGAAAGACGGAUAGGCCACUCUUUAUUACAUAGCCAUACUCUUGGUGCAUAAUGCUGGAACUUCUGCACUGUGGAUGAGGCAGGGAAAGAUUUUAUGGUCUUGAAAAAGGAACCUCCAAAAGUGAUGCUAUUUCUUUGAGUAUUGAAAACAUUGGAGAAAGGAGAGUCUCCUCAAGACCUAAGUCACAAAGGAAAAGAAGUCCUCUAAUAAUAUUGUCUUCAGCAGCUGUGCUUGGCUUCUUAAAGGCUGCUGAUGGAUGCUGUGGCCCUUUCUCUCAUGAAGAGGACCCUUGCUGCUUUUGCCUUCAUAGCUUGUUUUUGUUCUCAUUUUGGCACCAGUAGCACUAGCCCCUGUUGUUCUGUGUCUAAUCAGUAUUUUUUCCCCUUGGCUUCUUAUGAAGCCACAUAGUAGCCAGUGAAUCUGUGUGUUUUCCUUAUUAUGUGGCUCUUAGCCAGCACCAAAGUUCCUUAAAUAUGUAACAGACUGAAUAGAAUUUAGGAAAUGGAAGAAAUGGGCAGGGGAUGUGUCCCCAUGACCUGACCUUUAUAUCUACUGUGCCACUAUAAGGAGGAGCAGACCACCUUUCUCAGAAAUAGUUAAUUGUCUUUAUUAUUCCUGAACCCCAUAUCUUAAACUCCUUAGGUUGUGUACUAUGAGUUCCUGGUUUCCCUUAAAGGUAUAAACUUUAUAUUUCAGUUGAAAAAUGAAGUGUCUUGAUUUCACAAGUGCCUGUUUAUCAAUUUUAUAUCUACCUCCCUGCAAACAGUCAAGUUGUUUUGUUUUCCCUAAACUAAAAGAUGAGAUUUGAUUUUUGUUUGGGCUUAAGUGAUGGUUUUGCUUCUUUCUGGACAUAGUUUUUCUGAUGUUAAGACUAGAGGUUAGAAAAAACCCAUGCCUGGGAUUGGGAGUUUGGAGGGAGGAGCAGUUGUGUUUAAUGGAAGCAGCUGCUUUUCUGUAUCAUGUUCCCAUUAUCUUCACAUUUAAGGAAAGCCAGUUAUAGUAGUACUAAUGUAAUCAAUGUACCCUUUGAGUAAGGAAGCGGCCAAUCCCAGAUUAAGAAUAUAAAUUCUAGAAACUUGGGGUUUUUUUGAAGAAAGAAAAAAAAACACAACUUAGUAUGUUUUGUUUUAUCAUGUAAAUGCAUCUUUGAUUUCUGAGGUUUGAUGGGCGUUGCUCCUGUAACCUUCAUAUUCACUGUCUCAGCAGGACUGGGAGGUGGGAUCUGUUGAGUAUAAAUCAUGAGCAUUGCUCCUGAAGGGGAAAUGAAGGAAUUUGUCAUGUUGCUAAGACUGUGAGAUGUAAGUGAGAAUGAAAGGGGAAAGAGGCCUACUCUUAACAGCAAGUCAUUUUUUAGCAGCAUAACACUGGUCAUUUUCUGUAUUAUGUUGCCUUUAAGAAGCCUUAAUUUCCUGUUCAUCUAGCUGAGAAUUUUAAGUUCUGUGCCUUUAAAGACAUGUUGCACUUAUUACCCAGGAUAGGCUUGGGAGAACCCAAUGAUUUUCAUAGCAACCAGCUAUGCAAACAGAAACCAGUUCAGAACUGGCGACUAUGCAUUGGAUGACAUACAGAGGACACGUAGGCAGAAGUUCCUUUGAAUGUUCUCAACCCCCUUUUUCUUUUGUCCGGUUAUAUUUUUCUUCUUUUGGAACUAGAUGUGUAUUCGUUAAGCUUCCCAGUAGUAAUGCUUUUGAGUUAAUAAUAUAACCUGAUUAAAACCUCUGCUCUGACACUUAAAAAAAGAACUAGCUUGUUGUUAGUCUCAUGUUUGAAAGGUUAAGGGUGGAAUGGUUUGGCAUUUGUUUAAAUAAACAUAAACUCUUAAAUGGUACAGUGCCUCAGUAAGCCUGUUGUGUGCAUUGGAGUCCCUAGUGAUAAAACUCUUUUUUAAAAAAUGUUGAAUCUUAUACUUGCCUUUUUAUUCUCUGGGGGAAAAUAAUUCUAGUUGAGAUAUUCUUGUUAGAGAAACAUUGUAAAGAAUGUAUUUGGGCAGAAACCUUUGUUUCUCAGCUUUACAUAUUUUAAUGUCAGAAUCAAUAGUCUUCAGCUGUGGUGGAAACACCAAGUAGAACAUCUUUUUAUUUCAUAUUAUCUAUUUGGUCUUAGUAGAGGCUUCUCAGGGAUAAUUUUAUCCUUUUUUUUAGAACGAUUUCUCUAAAAGAAAUGAAACAAUAUUUAUUUUCCCCAUAGAAUCAACUGAAUAUCAAAAAUAUAUAGAGCCAAAUUAAAGAGUUGUCAUCGGACCUUUUGUUCUGCUUAGUUAACAUGGUCUUUCUCUCCACCUUAAUUUCUGCCUUCCCAUUAGGGACUUUCAACAUAACAUACUGAUGGACCCUCAAAUGCCUUAACUUUCCAUUUCCAUUCCAGAAAUGGUCAUGCCUUUGAUUUUACUACUACCCACAAAAGUACCACUUGCAUAUUUGUGAAUUCUAAAAUGUCUUUAUCUGAACUGAUAAUCUUUUAUUAUUCCAUCUUAAGCUAUGCCUUAUGAUCCUAAUUCUGUUCUGUUCUUUUUCCUCUCCGUGACCUUCAUUGCCUCCACCCUUGAGUUCUUUCCUCUAUGGUUACUGCUACAUUGGCUACACUCUUUCCCUUUCUUAACCUCUUGGUGAACCAGUUCAGCUCUACACUAUCCUCUGCUCUCUGAUCUGUUGUCCCCCUUUUCCUACUACCAGUCCCACCUACGCAACUGAACCAUAAAUUACUAGGCUUUCACCUGUGAAAGCACUCUGGUAUCCACUUUCAUGACAUCUUUUGUAUAUGUACCUUUCUUAUACAGUCAUCACCUCACUUAUCAUCCACCUACCUGUCAGACUUUUCUUAAAUCAUACAUCUGACCAUUUUAUACACAUCCUCUCCUGGUUCCCUAUUACCACCAGAACCAGAUAUCAAGUUCUCUAGUAUUGAAAGUCCUUCCUACACUUCUUGUCUUUUGCUUUAUAGUACCCUGCCUUGAACCCCUUUGCACGAUUUACCUAUUCUGGUCUUAUUCUUCUUCAAACACAACACUCCUAUCUUCUGCUUCCAGGCUUUACUUCUGGAAUGUUUUCUGAACAUUCUGUCUGAAUGUUUUUUCCUCACUUCUGUCCUUUAAUUUCCCUGUCUUCCUUAAAGACUCAUCCUACCUAAAUCCACCUCCUUAAGAUGACCUUGCCUGGUCCCCUAUUCCUAUCUCUUGGUGCCAUCCCUCUAAAUUAUAUUCUGUAUAAUUUGUUUAUAUCUUAUGUAUGUGGUUCUUCAUUAGUAUAUGUGUGUCUUAAGGACAGAAAGAAUGUGUCCUUAGCAUUUUGUGUAAUAUCUAGCAUGUAAUAGGCCCUUAAUAAAUUCUUGACUGACCAACAAGUUGCACCUG
Messenger RNA from Sarcophilus harrisii (Tasmanian devil), 7940 nucleotides. RefSeq names its product NIMA related kinase 9 (gene NEK9). NCBI's taxonomy places the organism in Eukaryota, Metazoa, Chordata, Mammalia, Dasyuromorphia, Dasyuridae. The record is from RefSeq and is a predicted model, not a curated record. The transcript has 22 exons. The coding region runs from base 956 to 3907 and encodes 983 amino acids. Gene Ontology annotation, molecular function: protein kinase binding; ATP binding; protein kinase activity. Gene Ontology annotation, cellular component: centrosome. Gene Ontology annotation, biological process: protein phosphorylation.